AUGCGCAUUUUUGCUUGGUCUGAUCUCCAUCUCGAAAGCAAAGUAAACUUUGAACUUGUCAAGCAGUUUUGCUAUUUGAACAAGAAACGCCCUGCAUCUACGGAAAAUCGGAUCAUCAGCGGUCAAGGCAGCUCUAACGGAAAUGAAUGGGACAUUGUCGAAUCAGGAAUCUCUACAGAUGCCAGUGCUGGAGGAGAGGCACCUGUGUGGCCACCACUCGCUGGUGCCCUGUCGAGCAACAUAGGACAGCUGGGGGGAGUGGUGACGAAAACAUCUUCACCAGUCAACGAGGACUUUGCCAAUGAUGUACUGAUCCUCGCUGGAGAUGUGCACCAUGAGUUAGAGGGUUUGAAAGACUCCCUUAACCUUUUUUGCUCAGUUUUCGGCCAUGUGGCCUUCGUACCGGGAAACCACGAGCUCUGGGUGACGCGCAAGGAUAGAGAUUUGGGUAUAACUGACAGCCUGAAGAAGUUCGACAGUAUCCUGCGGCUGUGCGAAUCUCUGGGAAUCCACACCAGCCCGUUUUUCCCGUCCAGGAAAGUUCGUCUAGUCCCCCUUUUCUCAUGGUACGACGAAUUUGACCCCCACUUUCGUCGCGUAGCCUUGUACGCACAUCAACCCCAGACGGCGCUUCCACGUGCAAGCCAGUCUCACCCUGGGAAGACAACUCAAGGUAUUUCCCCAGACAACAGCCGAGUUAUUGGUUCUAAGCUCCUGCUAUCUCUGGCUGAAAACUGGAUGGACUACACUGCCUGCCAGUGGCCACUGCCGCUCAGCAACAAUGAUCCCAAGUCGAGCGGCAGGCUAAGGAGAGAGUACAGCAGCCUUGGAAGAGCUGAUCCAGAGGCAACUCUGUUUAGGCGGUUUAGUGGGAUGAGUCUUGGCAAGAGUAGGCGAUGCACGUGCCGCUCCACCAAUGGGUCCGGUGCGUCUACUGCUGCCGGUGUUGGAGCUGCUGCAGCUGUUGCUGUUGGAGGGAGGGAGACCUCUGGACUUCCUGGUGGGUUGGCGUGGGGAGCUAACGCCUCUUGCAAGCCUUUUCAUCGCAGAUGGUCUGUCGAGGAGGCACAGAAUAUGCCGAACUUGGUGUUGCCCAAAAGCACCCCCCGGCGGUUUACAGAUGCCUUGGGAAUGCCUUUGAGUCUUUCGGAGUUCUUUGCAGUUGAAAAUGAACGCAGAGGCUGUUUCUUGCGCAACCGCCAAAGCCCGUGCAGAGGAAAUCUGCGGCUUGAUAAGAAUAUACAGAACAAUAAAACUGAACCCGCCGUCUCAGAUGUGCCUGACUGUGCAUGUUGUGAUGGUCUACCACGAUUGAAAGUUGGCCACACCGGAUCCUCAGAAAGUGGUAUUAGCUCGCAAGCCACCGAUUCUGAGAUGGAUGUGGGUUGCCCAUCUCCAGAGGGUACUUGUGGAGAGGAGACUACCUGCUUCGAGAACCCCACGGUAGUCAUUACUUUUUCUCACUUUUUGCCUCGCGCGGAACUGGCUAAGCUUUAUCCACUCAACCCUGGAGCGCUGGCGUAUGUUAUGGGAUCCACACGCAUCGACGAGCAGCUCAGGCAGGCCGAAGGCUCACUGCAUAUUUUUGGGCAUUCCCACGUCAACAUCGAUCACAAUAUCGAGGGAGUCCGUUACGUCCAGCACUCUCUUGGGCGCCCGUCUGAGCAAAAAUGGUUUCCUGCUAGGCUAAGGCCUAAACUCGUUUUCAGCGAUGGCCUUUAG
Molecule: messenger RNA, 1722 nt
Organism: Eimeria maxima
Lineage: Eukaryota; Apicomplexa; Conoidasida; Eucoccidiorida; Eimeriidae
Exons: 3
Coding region: 1-1722 (573 amino acids)
Source: RefSeq, a predicted model, not a curated record